UAAAAAGUGCGACACCGUCGAUAGGCGGCUUAUUUUCUCGGGAGUAAAAUGCAGUCAACUCGCUACAUAAAGACCACUCGCAGCGCGAAGGUAAGCAAAAAUUAUCUUCCUUCGCUGCGCCUGCGGAAGAGUCCGAUGUGGCGGAGGACCGCCACAUUAUACUUUUAUGAUACAGAACUGGUAGUAUUUUCAUUUUUUUGGAAUGAGAUUUAACUACAAAGAAAUUUAAUGAAAUUAAUUGCACCUAAAAAAGAUCAACUUAAAACGACUCGUCUAGUUAUGUCAAAAAUAGAUCCUGGAAAAGAUUGGAAUACUUAUAAUCUUAGAUUUCAUCAUUACUACAGUACUUACAAUAUUGCUGUCAAAGCUGCUAAGAAUGUUCUAGAAGGAAACGUUGCUCGGACAGAAGUAGAAACAGAUUAUGAUCAACCAAGAAAGAGAAAAAAGAACAAGAAGUAUAUAGAAUCUUCAGAUGAAGAUGAAGACAAUCCUCCGUCAAACAUCUUUUGUAGUGCUAGCAAUAAAGUGCCUGCACCAAAUCCUCUUCUUCCAAAUAAAAUAAAAACACUUUUUAAAAAUAAAUCUAUGAAAACGUCAAUGAUAUGUCAACAAAAAGACACGUCUGUUGGGAAAUUAUUUUCCCGUAAAGAGUCACGUGUUACAUCUUUAAGUCCUUCUAAGUUAACUUAUAAAACUACGUUAGACGAAAAUCCGAUGAAGCAUCAUUCUAUGUUGGAAGAGAAUGAUAAAAAUGACAAUGAACAGUACAAGAAUUUUAAUACAAUACACUCCGAAACUUUAAAAGAAAAGAGUGAAGAUGACGUUUUAAAAGUAGAAAGGACCAUACUAUCUACGAACAACGAGAAUGAAGUAUUUCCAAAAUCACCACUAUUUCAAGGUUUAUCAAAUGCAGAUCGUGACUUGCUUACGACAACAUUAAGUCAUUUAAAGAAGCUUCAUGGAUCGGUUGUAUCUAAUCUUGAUAGAGAUUUGCUUCGAAAUGUGUCAAGUAAACUUGAUAUAGUAUUAAUGAACCAACGUCGCAUUUUAAAUGAAAUAUUUCCUGGUGAAGCUAUUUUAGACAGACCCAAAAAUUGUCCCCCUCUUCCAUUACCAGAUGAGAAGUCUUUUGAGGAAUUCAACGAAUUUUUGGAAAAUAAAGUUGCAUUUUCUCAAUUUGUUAGCUAUCUUAAUGCACUUAUUAAUGAUUGUGAUCAGUGGAAUGUUGUUACUCGUCUUAUGUCUAACAUAUUGCAUAAUGAACUUGCAAGACAAGUUAGUUGGAAAGGAACCAGAGGAGUGAAAAUUUCUUUUUACGGAACAAGAAUUAAGGAAGCUUUGUUUUGUAAAUGUUUUACGUUUAUCUUUUCUUUUACUUAUUUGAAAUAUUGAGACACUGAUUAUAAAUUAUUAUAUUAAAUUAUAAGAAGCAAGAAAUAAUUUAAAAUCACAUUUUCCAUUUCUUUGUUUGGCAAAUUUUUAAAUAAAUUAAUUUUGAUGAUGUACUAUUAUUUGUUUAUAAUAGAAAGAAUAUUUUAGUAAAACGUAUUAAAACUUGUUUCUGUAUUCGUAUAAUAUAUGAUUACAAAUUGUGAUCAGUAUACGAUUUAUUUUCAUUAAAUAUGUAUAACAUUCAAUUAUUUUAACAAAUUAUUGUAUUUUAUAUAAUAUUUAAUUAUUGUAUAUAACAUUGAAUACAAAUUUUGUGUGUGCAUCUGUACAGAUUUCUUUACUAAGAAAAUAAAAAAAUAAAUUAUCUUUGCUUUUACUAACGUGCUAAAAAGGUUUAUGUGAUUUUUUAUUUUUUACAUGAUUCAGUAUGAUACGGUAAUUUUUAGAAGACUAAUUCUUUUAAUUUCUUUUUUGUUGUUGUUUAGAUGCUAUAAUGGGCCGUUUUAAAAAUGAGUCUUUAAAAAAUGUUGAAGAAGCUAUAAAGCGCUGGUUGAACACUUCAAGUCAACGCAAAUAAGAAAAAUAUAAUCAGAUCUUUCACUUAAUUUGUGAUUUUUUAUUAAAUUUGUGCUUUUCAUUUUUUUAUUUUUAUUUCUAGAUUUUGUUAUUUUUAUAGAUCAUAAAAAUUGUGCAAGAAUAGGAUUGUGCAAUAAUAUUUGUGUGACCUGUGUCAUCUGUGAUCUUGUAAUGAUUCAUAAUAAAUAUAUCAAAUUAUAAAUAUAA
Messenger RNA from Monomorium pharaonis (pharaoh ant), 2175 nucleotides. RefSeq lists its product as uncharacterized. NCBI's taxonomy places the organism in Eukaryota, Metazoa, Arthropoda, Insecta, Hymenoptera, Formicidae. The record is from RefSeq and is a predicted model, not a curated record. The coding region runs from base 229 to 1392 and encodes 387 amino acids. The transcript is spliced from 6 exons.